Candidozyma haemuli is the source of this 2166-nucleotide messenger RNA. RefSeq lists its product as uncharacterized. Gene Ontology annotation, cellular component: Prp19 complex; U2-type catalytic step 2 spliceosome; post-mRNA release spliceosomal complex. Gene Ontology annotation, molecular function: protein binding. Gene Ontology annotation, biological process: mRNA splicing, via spliceosome; spliceosomal complex assembly. The record is from RefSeq and is a predicted model, not a curated record. NCBI's taxonomy places the organism in Eukaryota, Fungi, Ascomycota, Pichiomycetes, Serinales, Metschnikowiaceae. The transcript has a single exon. The coding region runs from base 1 to 2166 and encodes 721 amino acids.
AUGGAUCUACAACUACCGCCAAACUUGGCUACUGAGGCUCCACAACAGCUUGAAGGAAAACGAGCGGACGUUCAAGUCUCGUCUGCAGACAUUCUUCUGGAAGCUCAUCAGCUAAAACAAGCUCCAUAUAAAGCAGCGAAGCAGAGCAUCCAAGAUCUAGAAGAGCUACGUCUGUUCCAGCAAACAAAACGGAAAGAAUAUGAACAGCAUCUUAAUAAGAACCGUCUUAACUAUGGCCAAUGGAUACGAUACGCCAAAUGGGAACUAGAGCAUAACCAUGACUUUAGAAGAGCCAGAUCUAUUAUGGAACGUGCUUUGGAAGUGAACGUCCAGCAUGUUCCUUUCUGGGUUCGCUACAUUGAAAUGGAAUCAAUGCAUCGGAAUGUUAAUCAUGCUAGAAAUUUACUUGACCGUGCUGUUACUACUCUACCGUACACUGACAAGCUAUGGUACAUGUAUGUCCAGACCGAAGAGGCAUUGGGGAACUAUACUUCUGUGCGUUCAAUAUUUGAGAGAUGGGUUUCUUGGAAGCCGGCAAAAACCGUAUGGCAAGCUUAUAUUGGCUUUGAACAGCGAUACGACGAGUACGAUAAUGUCAGGGCUUUGUUUCCGAGGUUCUUGGCUGAAUAUCCCGAAGGUGAGAUUUGGCUAGCAUGGGCAGACUUCGAGCGUGUGGGAGUUCCUUUGAAUGAUCAACUGGUAUCUCGAAUUCGUGGCGUUUUUGAAUCUGCGCUUGAUUCCAUGGCUGAGAAUGGCUCAUUGCAAACUGAUGACAGUGUUCCAGAGCUCGUGCUGCGCUGGUGUACGUGGGAAGCCCUCCAAGGAGAGCUUGAAAGAGCUCGUACGAUAUUCCAGACGGUGCUAGACGUGGCGCUGGAAGAACAAAAGAACCGAUUAUCUGCCAUCAUCGUUGAGUUCGAAAGCAGACAUGGCGGUACAGAUCUGAUAGAUUCAGCUGUCAGCACUAAAGAAAAAGCCCAACUUGAACUGACAAUUUAUAAGAAUCCAAGAGAUUACAACGCCUGGUGGGACUAUCUUAAGCUAGAGGAAGAAUCAUCUACGGAGUCUCUCCGUAGCUUGUUCAGGAGGAGUGUAUCAGUUCCACCAGAGGAACAAUACAAGCUGGUAAGCUGGAGACGCUAUGUGUUCCUCUGGAUAAAGUUUGCUUUGUGGGAGGAGUUCAACAACAGAAACAUUGAGAAUGCCCGCAAAUGUUGGGCUGACGCUAUCGCAACAAUACCCCACAAGAAGUUUACAUUCGCUAAGAUUUGGGUGAUGGCGGCCCUGUUUGAACUACGGUACAAUAACGAAGCUGGCUUGGUAGCUGCCAGGAAACUUCUUGGCAAGGCUAUCGGCUUGACCUGCACUACGACAUUGAAGAGUAAGCUCUUCAGGUUCUACAUCGACUUGGAGACGAAGCUCAACGAAUGGAGUAGGGUGCGUUCACUCUAUACUAAGUGGAUUGAGGUUGCUUUGCUUUUCGACCUUGAGAAUGAGGAGAGCCAUAGGGCACUUGACGUUUUGAAAGACUUUAUCAACAAAGAGUUAGAGUUCGGAGAAUCUGACAGAUGUAUUGCCCUAUUUGAAAUGGCAUUGGAUACUCAGAACAAAGCGACUAGCGCUGUUAAUGCCCAUCUUUCUUUCAAGCCUCGUGAGGAGCUUUUCAAUACUUUCAUUAACUUUCUCAAGGAUGAACUUAUGUACGAACGUGCGAGGGAUGUCUUUAGACGUGAGCUCACAGAUACACCAAAAGCAGAACUUUGGAUAGAGUUUGCAAACUUUGAGCUGAGCAUUCUUUCUCCUAGCCAAGUUGAAAGUCUCGAAAACGCCGAAGACGAUGUCGAGUUCAAGCUUGAAGAUCACCAGAAGGGCAAAACCCGCGAGGUGUUCACCGAAGCAGUCAAGCACUUUAAAGAUAACGACGAUGCUAAGAGUUGCAUCACAGUACUUGAGGCAUGGAAGAGUUACGAAGAAGCUCAUGGUGAUGCAGAGUCUGUGGAAAAGGUCGCAAAGCGUUUCCCAACACCUGUGACCAAGAGAAGAGCCACAGAACAAGGCGAGGAAGUCUUCACCGAGUACAUCUUCCCACAAGAAGCCCCUAACAUCAACAAGUUCCUUGCUAAUGCAAAGAAAUGGGCAUCACAGAGCGCAUCACAAGAGGCAUAA